Pseudomyrmex gracilis is the source of this 1933-nucleotide messenger RNA. RefSeq names its product male-specific lethal 3 homolog (gene msl-3). The record is from RefSeq and is a predicted model, not a curated record. Gene Ontology annotation, biological process: chromatin organization; regulation of DNA-templated transcription. Bases 276 to 1826 code for a protein of 516 amino acids. The transcript has 10 exons. Gene Ontology annotation, cellular component: nucleus; NuA4 histone acetyltransferase complex; MSL complex. Lineage: Eukaryota; Metazoa; Arthropoda; Insecta; Hymenoptera; Formicidae.
AAAAAUGUAUGACGCCGUACACGACGCUGAACGGUACCGGAACUUUAAAAACAUUGAAGUAAACAUUGAUUAAAUAACAGUCGAAUUGAUUUAGUAUUGAAACAAUUUGUGGAAAUUCGAUUGAAUCGCGUCGUAUUAAUGUGAAUACUAAAUAUACUCACCGAUCUCGGUCGGGUGUAUAUUUCCGAGUGGUUGUUUGUUAGGUUAUGUUAGCGUUCUUCCUCUAUGUAUUUUAAAUACUUGUGUAAACAAAUAUUAGUUAUAUUGUUGUAACAAUGGUGUCAACGCGAGGACUGAAGGUGAAGUUUUGUGACGGAGAAAAAGUGUUAUGCUACGAGCCAGAUCCCACGAAAGCAAAAGUAUUAUACGACUCGAAGGUACUUGAUGUCAUUGUAAAUAAAGAUCAAAGAGGCAAAAAAGCAGUGGAAUAUCUCAUACAUUUUCAGGGUUGGAAUUCGUCUUGGGACCGUUGUGUGACAGAAGAAUAUGUACUUAAAGACACAGAAGAAAAUCGCCAACUUCAACGAGAUUUGGCACAGAAGGCACAACUUCAACUAGGCGCUUAUUUAUAUCGCCGUGAGCGCAAAAAACGAAAUCAUAAGAUGUCAGAACGUUUAACUGAAACUGAGCAUCAGGAACCACGUCGUCGAGCAAGGAGUGGUGGUAGCAGAGCUACUUCGGCCACUACUGGUUCCUCAGAAGAUGGCAGUUCCGGGCAACAUGCUGAUUAUGACACAGAAGAAGCAAACACAGAAGAAGAUACAGAGAGUAGUUCUGAUUACAUGGGUGAAUCAAGUGACGACGAAGACAGUGGUGGAGGCAGCCAGUCAGGAGCUAGUAUAAAGCCAGGAAUUGACCUUGAUAUAGGUAACACAUUGAAACGGAUUUUAGAGCAAGAUCAUGACCUGAUAACAAAUAAAAACAAGCUUGUAGUUCUGCCUGCACAACCUACUGUGAUAAAUAUUUUGGAAUCCUGGGUACACCAUUUUACUACAACGCAGUUAACGAAUAUCCCAGAAAAGCCUCAACGAAAUAAAACAAAUAAUACAUUAGAAAAAACAGUAAACGAUGUGAAUCUAUGUAGAGAAGUUGCUGAUGGCUUACGUAUAUAUUUUGACUUCACACUACCUCAUCUUCUCCUAUAUAGGCAAGAAAGAGAGCAAUAUUCUUCUCCAAAGUCCUUCUCAUCAAGUAAUGAACGACCUGGUGUCGCAAAAGAGGAUUUAAUCGAAAACUUAGAAACGUCCGCAAAAGAAGAACUUGAAGAAACAGAAUAUGCUCACUUGCCACCUUUUCAAGAUCAAGAUUCAGAAUUAGACAACACAUCUAAAUUAAAUAGUUCUAAGCGACGGUUACGAUCGUGUCGUGUAAGUUCAGUCGACGAAAGCCGACAAUUGAGAUCUUACGACGAAGGAAAGCAAGAUGGUGGCAAUUUAUCGAGUAGCAUAGCAAGUACAAGUUCCCGUUGUUCUAGCCCGCGAGGUGUAACACUAAGAAUGCCGCCUGUUACAUCCGCGCAAGUAAACGCUUUACUUCAGCAAUCGAAUAAAUGGAGAUUAAUGCCUCAAGGUUCAAUGCAACUUGAGAAAGCACCAAGUCCGUCUACUUACUACGGUGCUAUUCAUUUAACGAGAUUAUUCGUCAAAUUACCUGAGCUACUCCAGUCGGCAGAUAUACAGAGCAAGAAACUGAAAGUACUUUUGAAAUAUUUGGAUAUGUUCCUCAGUUACCUGGAGAUGCAUAGAGAAUGGUUUGGAGAGCAAUUUUAUAUGCAAGCAGAGAGGGAAAAUCCGUCAACUCCAACGUCUCAAAUGAAUAACGUUUAAUACUUACUUGUGUAGUAACACUCUUUGCUUCCUAUAGAUUUAAGUAAUUGUUCUUACAAUUAAUUAAAGACUGAGACCAAAUUGUAGCAUCAGAAGAGAGAUUUAUA